This is a messenger RNA of Carassius auratus (goldfish), 786 nucleotides long. Its product is annotated as synaptonemal complex central element protein 2-like. Bases 131 to 694 code for a protein of 187 amino acids. The record is from RefSeq and is a predicted model, not a curated record. NCBI's taxonomy places the organism in Eukaryota, Metazoa, Chordata, Actinopteri, Cypriniformes, Cyprinidae. Gene Ontology annotation, biological process: synaptonemal complex assembly. The transcript is spliced from 5 exons. Gene Ontology annotation, cellular component: central element.
CACUUCAGGCGAACGCGACUUCUGUUUACUAGCGAUUUGUUUAGCAGAUGAAAAUACUCAAUCUGACUACUAACCAGAUUUAUUUGGGGGAAAAUAACAAUUUUACUGUUCGUAAAGACCCAGUAUAGCUAUGGCACAUCACUUCUUUGGGAAUUCAGGCUCUAUGGCCUUGCAGUCAACACCCAAAGCUGGUCAUCACCAAUCAUCAGCAAAGGUGUCGGAUGAUGGUUUUAACUCAACAGGUGAAACUCUGUCAUUUGUUAGUCUGGACGACAGCAAUGAGCAACAAAGUGAGGACUCUGGUAUCGGAGUUUCAAAAGCCUCGACUAGAAGUUCGCCGGGCAACAGUACUAUGGAAGAUGCUGCCGUGUUGACUCCCACAAGUUCAGGAAUAGAUGAGAUUGGAAAGAAAGCACAGGAUCUUAUUGAGAGAAUAAAUGAGAGGCGAGCCAUGGACCAACAUGUGAUGAACAGCUUUGAGGAAAAGCUCAUUAAAAAGGUGAGGGAGAUGUGUCAGCAGGUGAAGGAGCAGAUGUUUGAGUAUUAUGAGCAGCACAGUCAGGGCAUGGAGGCCAGCAUCACUGAGCUGUCGGAGGUGCUGGAGAGGAGCAGUCAGCUGAGUAUGGAGCUACAGGGAGCCAGUCAAACCCUAGCCGCCAUCAAUAAAGGCCUGCAGCACAGCACAGAGCAGUAGAUACACAAUCAAACAUAAACUUAAUUUAAUUUAAACUUUAACUUAAGAAGGAAUUGUUUAAACAUUUCAAAAUGAAAACUGUUUUAUUUAUU